Molecule: messenger RNA, 5810 nt
Organism: Betta splendens (Siamese fighting fish)
Lineage: Eukaryota; Metazoa; Chordata; Actinopteri; Anabantiformes; Osphronemidae
Gene: nkd1
Product: NKD inhibitor of WNT signaling pathway 1
Exons: 10
Coding region: 1279-2625 (448 amino acids)
Biological process (GO): negative regulation of Wnt signaling pathway
Cellular component (GO): cytoplasm
Molecular function (GO): calcium ion binding
Source: RefSeq, a predicted model, not a curated record
GUUUUAUCUUGUUUCUCAUACUGAAAUAUUAUUUUUCAGCAUUUUAGAACAAUAUGAAUAAAUAGAACAGCGUUACCAAUCCAACAGUCAGAUUUAAUUCUACACAAAAUAAAAAAAAUCAUGGCCUUUAUCGCUUUCUCACAAGAUGAUGCUCAGCAUGUAUGCUGUCACAUUGAGCUACUGGCAGCGUGGCAUGAUAUGGCACAGUGGCUGCUGUCUUUUCAUAUAUUUGAAGACUUCAAAAGAUUGUUGGGCUGCUUUCAUCUGCUGCAUCAUCCCAAUAAGGCUGUGAUUUCUAAACCUUAUUCUCAAGUGAAAGGCCCCAAACAGGCACUGACCACCAAGCCUAAUAUCUGUGGGGAUUAUUGCUGAUAUGGGUCAUUAUUCAAAUGAACAGCUUUAUAGGUCAAGAGAGAUAAAGACUGGUUGGGACAGUCAUCUAAUUAUCCUGAUCUAUCUAGGGCAUUCAUUUAUGCAAAAUUAUAAAAAGAUCACUGCAACCAAUUUCUUGUAAUGCAGCUAAUUAAAUUUACAACGGAUCCUAAAUCACCAAGACAAACGAUUUAAGUACAAAAAAUAACUUAGUGUUACAUCAAGUGUUUUGUUUUCUUUAGAUUAAGUAAAAAUACUAAAAAAUAAUGACAUAAUUUGGACUAACUCAGGCCGAGGUGGUUGGUAUCAGACCUGCAAUAUAUACUUAGUAUAAUUGUCAAUAAUUUACGGAGAUGUUGACAAUCAAAGCAUUUGCAUUCAUUUGCUGGGGUAUCAAAUAUCUGUAAGGGGCUCAAAAUGUUUUCAAAGCGACCGCUGCACUUUGAAUGAAGGUAAGAGAGGAGAAAGCGCGACGAAAACGGUCAAGCGUCAACGAUCACGGAAGUCAAAAAGGUGUGCCGACGUUUCAUAAUAAAACAUUUUCCAUUAAAAUAGAAGUUCCUUUGUUUCAGUGCAAAUGUUUUGUUUUGUGAACUAUAGCCAUAACGCGCAUUGCAGCAGCCGUUCGUAGCAGACAUUGUUAAAAAAUAGCUUUUCUUUAUUUUUACUGACCGUAAAUGUCACGGUUUACACUGAAAGUCCUGACCGGAAGUGGCACAUUUCUAUUUGUGCGCGUCCUCUCGGCGAUCAAAGGCUCGCUCCGCUCUCCAAUCCCACAGACUUGUACUGAGCGCGGUCUGCCGUCGGUCUCCACGGACGCCCCGCGUCUGGAUAUCGUAGCCUGUUUCUUUUUGCCUUUGGAUUAUAUUCAUCGGAUGCUUUUCAACUCCAACUCGAUGCAUAGAAAUGGGUAAACUGCACUCGAAGCAUGCCGCAAUUUGUAAACCGAGGGAGAGUCCAGAAGGCGACAGUUUCGUAGUCAAUGCCUGUUUGGCGAGGAAGGGGAUCGACGACUGGCUCGUGAAGCAGAAGUACUACUGCACGAGCGCUCGCCUCGAGCCGCAGGACUGUCACCCCAAGAAUAACUGCGGUUUGACUGCCCGGGACUCCAUGGAUGACCCAUGUGCUGAGGGAAUUGGUGAAGAACACUAUCGUUUAGAAGUGGCUUUACCCCCGGAGAAGACAGACAGCUGCUGCGUGGAGGAGAAGAUGCAGGAGAGGGACAGCCAAUCUCCCGCAGGGCCACAGAAGCAGCUCCAGUUUGAAGAGCUGGAGUGUGCUGUGUCUGUGGAGGAGGACAACCGCCAGGAGUGGACCUUCACCCUCUACGACUUCGACAACAAUGGCAAAGUCACCAGAGAGGACAUCACCAGCCUGCUCCACACCAUCUACGAGGUGGUGGACGCCUCGGUCAACCAUUCUCCCAGCAGCAGCAAGACGCUGCGGGUCAAGCUCUCGCUGGCGCCCGACUCCAGCCAGCGGUGGAGGAGUUGCACGCAGGGAGCGACAGACGUGUCCCACCCGAGAGAGAAGAAUGACAAGUGCAUAGAAGACCCCAAGAGUGUGGACAAGAAGACACGAGCACUUUUAAGGCGCCACCACAGUGACCACCACACCCAGCCGGGCUGCCAGCGCCACUGUGUGGAUGAGAACCUGGAACGCAGGAACCACUACUUGGACCUGGCAGGCAUCGAAAACUACACGUCCCGCUUCGGAGCCGCUCCGGCCGCCGAGCCAACGAAAGCAGAGCCCCAGACGCGCGCAUCCAACCAAACCCGCUCCCGAUCGCACGAGCCCGAAAACGGCCACGCCCACUCUCACCACCGCCGCUUGCAGACCGUCGUGGACGCCGUCGCGCCGGACUGCCUCCACCCUGCGCGCCUGCGGGGCCAGGACUCGGGGAAGCACGCCCUCCGCUCUCCCAAGACCCACGGCCGCACGCCCCCCGCGCAGAUCAGCAGCAGGGUGAUGAGGAGCCGAGGCGCGCCCCCUCCCCCGGCCCUGCCUAGCCAGACCACCCCCCACCAGUCCACGGCCCCGUACCGCAAGCACAAGCAGCGGUCCAAGGAGAGCCAGGGCUACCGGGCUUUGGGCUCUCUGACCGCUGCAGGACCAGUGGUGGAGAGGGAGCAGGUGAGGGACAUGCCCAGUGUGCUGCUCUAUGAGGGGAGCCUGGCACAGGUGGUGCAGCGGCACGAGCACCACCACCACCACGAACACCAUCACCACUAUCACCACUUCUAUCAGUCCUGAACUCAGCACCUGGAAAAGGACCCGCGACGUGCAGCCAGGUCUGCAGGCACGAGCCUGCUCCCUGUUCACCCUGCAGUGGCUUUGUUUAGGGCACAGGACGCGGGGUGGAGGGGGAGGUCCGAUGUUAUCAACCAGUGUUAUACAGAGGAUGGACAUAUGUAGGCUCAGACAUGCGCUGGGACCUGGGGCACCUGGGGCUCGAGCGGAUGCAUGUACAACUGGGACCUUCCUCCUCCCCUCGCUCUGUAUCCCACAACUGCUGAACUGUGCGGCUCCGAACCAGCGCCGCAACCCUUCCGGACCGAUGAGCCAAAAAGGUUUUUAGGGAACAGAAGGGACCCGUGGACGCAAGACUGUGAUGUAAUAAUAAAAAUAUAUGAAGGAAUAUGUAGGAGAAAGGGGAACGGGGCACGGUCUGUGUAUAUGUGUCUAUAAAGGGUUGUGCAACGGUAUGAGCACAGCGAGCGUGUGUGUGUGAGAGUGUGUGUGUGUGUGUGUGUGUGUGUAUGCAUUAUUGUUAGAGUGUCACGACACUGGUAUCUGUUGAAAACCACUUUGAGUGCGCUCAUGGGUGCGUGAGUAUUUAAAGCGGGCUGUCAGGCAGAUAUAGUAAGACGAGAAUGAAGACUCUGGAUAUAAGCACACGAACCACCAUAAGCAAAAAUGGGAAGGACAGAGAUGAAUCUUGCGAAACAUAAGAAAACAGAGAUCCCAAAUCUGCUGCUACCUCUAAUUUUAUCCUAAUUCUCCUUAGUAGUGAGUUUGACUGAACAUGUAGAAGUUAUUUUCAGUUGAAAGCAUUUUUCUAAAAGGGGAGGUCACGAUCAACAGCGCUGACAGCUCCUCCGUUCUAUUACCUAACACUUACUGUACAUAUGGUAUAUUGUUAUAAAUUUUGUAAGCUUUAUCGAUAACGUGAUAUCUUUGUGUUCACAAUCUCAAGCUUAUAUGUUUGUUUCCCUUUACACGCAUCUAAGAACACUAGGAGCCUCAUUCUGACCUAUCAUCUGUUCAUCUGUGUUACUUUUCUCAGUCUCACACUCGCUCUUCAGCUGCAUAAUUGUGUCAUAGUAAUUAGGGCUGAAUGGCUUCAAAUCCCAUCCCUCGGCGGUUCUUUUUAGCUCCAACGCCACAUCACAUACAGGUUUUACAGUUUUUUAUGAAAAUAAAAUAACCUAAAUAAACCUGAAUGUAGUUUUAAAUAUCUACUGCAGCGUAUUAGUCUUGCUAUAAUUGCUCUUUUUAUAUAUAAUCCGUACUUUUCAUCCUUCACCUUUGUUUCAGUCCAGUGACACAUCAUUUUCAUUUCAUCAUCAUUCCAUUUCAAGGUAGUGGAGAUACAUACAUGCAUAUUUAGCUUGAAACCCUCAGUCAGUUAAUAUGGUACAUUUCAGUGGAUCUGACAGAAGGCUAAAGGUUUUUCUUUUAGUUGCUUUGCAGAAUGUGCGCCUAGUUAAAGAUAUUCACACCAGGGACCUGCUCCGGGUCUGGCCCCGGGGUCAUGCGGCUGCUCCCUCUGUUUCCAUGGCAUCUUCCUGUCCCCCAGCUGUCAGCAGGUCUUUCACUGUGCCGCCAUGUGGCCUCGGUGCUCAGCCAUAAAGGCUCUGUUGGCGGUGAGGUGGGGCGAGGGCUCUUUCAGCUGUCUCAUUCCUCUGGUGCUGGAUAACACCGGGCCCAGCUCACAGUCUCCUCUGGACUCAUAACUCACCACUGCUGCUCCCCUGCCAGCUCUGGGGACUGUCUGCGCCGCCUGUCCCAUGAUGCUCCAUGGCUCCUACCAUAAACAUGCAGAUAUGACAGCAUCAGCACUUUGCUUUAAUGAUUUAUAAUUUCAUCAAUCCAAACUGUAUUAUCGUGCUUGAACCACCCGCUCUGCGUUCGCCCAUGCGGCGUGUGCCGUGUCAAGAAUUCAGCGAAUGCCAGUCUCGCCCUCAGACCUGUGGCGUCCUCGCAGCUGCAGACCGUCCUUUAGCCGAGGCACCAGUCAGACGGCUCGUCUCACGGGACCUGGUGGCGAAAGCGCCAUCCUUCACAGAGGGCGAUCACAGCUGCGCGCCCAUACCUCAGCUUCCUCAGCUGCUCGCUCCCGUGCUCCGCCACUUUGCUGCUGGAGCCCUCGUAACACCGUGACCUUUCUGCCAAAGCUUUCAUUUCGCCCAAAGCAGCUCUGAUACCGGCGCACGGUGCACCAACCCCGAGUAGUGCAGACAUGGUCAUCUGUGUGUGCGUUAGAGGGCAGCAAGGAGGCGACUGUUCGUCCCACGGGGUGGUCGGAUUCGACACGGUGAGUCUGGGCUUCUGAAGGAAAUGCUGUGAAAGGCCUCAGACCUACAGGCAGGUGGAGAGAGCUUUUCUCAACACACAGCUCCUUGUGCCGGUCCUGCUUCACAUUCAUAGAAAUGCAUGAAAUGUACUAGAAAUGUACCUUCAUUUCUUUGACAACAGAGCAGAGUCACUGAAAUAACUGGAGGUGACUCGCUUUGCCCAAGAGCACAAGGCAGUAUUUGUUACGGGGUGGGCUUUUGUCUCACAAACCUUCCUGGAGGUGAAACCCUACCACUGUCACACGUGUCUUACUCCGUUGUUUCCCUCAGUUGUCAGCAGCCAGGUUAUCAGCAUACGUUGUAUUUUGUUUAUCAUGUAAGAAUGAGUGUUACUUUUCAUUUCCGAAAAUGGAACAAAACAAAAUCAGAUGACACACCAGCUGAAGCACCAUCUUCUCUUUUUUUGUUCUUGUCAGUAUUCAAAGCCACGACUCCAUGUUAAGGCGAUACAUAAUGCCCAUGCGUCAACUUCGCUUAAAAAUCAGAUGUAUAUAGUGGACUGCAGAAUUGUCAAAUCAGCAUCAUGUAGAACAAAUAUAAGGAUUAUUACAAUUAAAGGUCUGUCAAACUCAUUUCCACGCUGUCAGAUAAUUGUCCUGUUACAUGUUAUAUUCAGCCUCCCUGAUAUCAAGCUAACGUAGCUCCCUCUAACUCAAGCUCUUCUGUUUUGACACACUUUUCACUUGAAGUUUGUUGUAAAAGAAAAUUGCUUAGCACUAGCUAACCCCCCCCCCCAGUGUUUUUCAUGACCUUGUUUAGUUCAUAUAGAUUGUAUUUGAAUCAUUUCUUUAUUUAUUUGAUAGCAGAUCUGUGCCAAGGGAAAACCCCUUUUAUUAAAAGUAUGAACUUGUUCCAUAUAAA